AUCGCAAAAUUCAUUCAAAGGUUCAAAGUGUGCUGUGCUCGAUACAAUCAUUUCAUUUUGUUGCUCGUUGAAUAAAUUUGAUCAAGAGUUGGAAGGAAAUGGGUGUAAGACAUCUGGAAUCGUUCAUAACUCAAACCGUGCCGAAUGGUUGCUACCGAAUCAACAUUGAAAAUGAAAUUUGCAGAUACCACGACUCCCAAUGGCGCAGGAACGCCCCAGGCCCAACGAUCGUCAUCGACCUUAUGUCGCUGUACAGCCCCAUUGGAGACACGAACGUAGCGGGAAGCAUGUGCGGUGGCCGCUAUACGCUCGUUUACCAGCAGCUGGACCGAUUUUUCGCCAAACUUCGGGCUAUCGGAGCGACGCUGGUAUUUUUCUGCGACGGGGUCGUUCAAGAGGAAAAAUACGUAACUUGGAACGAGCGUCAAAAGAGAAAGUAUGAAGAUACUAUAAGAAUUUUGGACGCCGUCGACGAGGGGAUCAGUUUGGACACGUUGAUCAACCUGUUCCAUCGGGAUUUUCCCGGGAAUUGGCUGUACCCGGUGAAGGAAGUAGCGAAGAAGCACGGCCGGGUCGUAACUUCGAUCGCCAACGAGUGCGACAAGGAGCUGGUUCAGUAUGCCAACUCGGUUAACGCGCUGGCGAUCAUUUCGAACGACACGGACUUUUUGAUCUACGAGGGUUUCUGGCAGUACUGGUCGUGCAAGGACAUGAACUUUGAAACGUUGACUACGAAGGCGUACAACCGGGUGGGCUUGGUUAGACAUCUGGGCUUGGAGUUCCGACAGAUGCCGUUGCUGGCGACUCUUGCCGGGAACGACGUAAUUCACUACGAUGAGGUGAAGCAGUUUCAUCGAACGCUGGGAAGUCCGAGGACUAAGUUUAACGAUCUGGCUCGCUUCGUUGAUCAGCAGCAAAUUUCUGCCAGGACCCACGAGGUGGAUCUACGAAAGCUGGUGUUUCACGUGUUUGGCGAAGAAGACGAUGAGCUGUUUCAGCGGUUCCAGAAAAGUCUGGAUUUGUACGAUUUGGACAAGUGGAACCCAAUUCAGACGGUGAAGCAUGACCAAACAGUCAACUUGUUGCUGACCUUGUCCAGCAAGUUUAUGUACCAGAUCUACAUGGGCCAUCCGUUCGAAAUGACGGGCUUUGUUACCGAUUUGCGCGAACAUCAAGUCGGGUGGCGUUACCCACAGCUGGCGAUCCGGCUGGAGCAGCGCAAGGUCGGUAUCAUUCUCUACCAUCGAGAAAACUCUACACUGAUGAGGCUCGUGACGAAAUUGAGCCACGACGAGGACUACACUUUGCACGUCUUUAACGCGGAAUUUCCCCAGAACAUCCGCGUUCCUCCACUUCUUGACUUGCUCAGCAAACAGCCGGAUAUUCAGGCAAGUCUGUACGAAACCAAACUAGCCCUGCUCUGCUGGAUUGCUUCCGAUACGCUAAACAGCCACCAACUAGCACCAACUCCGUACAUCCUCCAUCCAACGCUCCUAACGCUGUACUUCCUGCUGGAAUCCCGCGUACUGCACCUCUUCGAGGCCGACCUGCUGCUUCAGAUCGCUUUUGACGUAGCAUUUGAAAGAUGCGACCUGCUUCGGGUUCAAUAUCCACGCGGUGAGUUCAACCCACGGGCGUUCCGGAUCGCCUUUUUGUAUCCGAAAAUGUACAAUCACCUGGCGAAGGCGGUUCGGGACGUGGGCUUGGAUGGGCCGGACUAUCGCGAACAUCCCCAGUUUGACGGGGUUUUGUUUCACGCUCGGUACGAGGAGUGGGCGCAGGGUAAGGGUCGGCUGGACGGGAUUCACCAGUGGCGCAUUUAUGCACAUCUUGGGGGCGAGAGUGAGUUGUAGUGAGUUUGCUGAAUAAGCUACAUAUUUGGUUGUUUCUCUGCAAUGUAAAA
Molecule: messenger RNA, 1903 nt
Organism: Culex quinquefasciatus (southern house mosquito)
Lineage: Eukaryota; Metazoa; Arthropoda; Insecta; Diptera; Culicidae
Exons: 3
Coding region: 99-1853 (584 amino acids)
Cellular component (GO): nucleus
Source: RefSeq, a predicted model, not a curated record